Molecule: messenger RNA, 1954 nt
Organism: Heterobasidion irregulare TC 32-1
Lineage: Eukaryota; Fungi; Basidiomycota; Agaricomycetes; Russulales; Bondarzewiaceae
Exons: 8
Coding region: 69-1706 (545 amino acids)
Biological process (GO): aspartyl-tRNA aminoacylation
Cellular component (GO): cytoplasm; aminoacyl-tRNA synthetase multienzyme complex; cytosol
Molecular function (GO): aspartate-tRNA ligase activity; ATP binding; RNA binding
Source: RefSeq, a predicted model, not a curated record
CACUGUCCUCGCCCAGGUUCCCAAGGUCAUAACCCUGCAUAGAAAACCCAGCUCUGAGCUUCACAACCAUGGCCGAUACCGAACCCCCGAAACAGCCCCCUGCUGAAGAGGCCUCUGCAUUGACCGAGGAAGGUGUGGCGAAGGAGCCAUCCAAGAACGAACUCAAGAAACGAGCAAAGCAGGCUGAGAAAGAGAAAAAGGCCGCUGAGAAGGCCGCGCGCCAGGCGGAGCUUGCCCAACAGAAAUCUGCAGCUGACGAGGAUUUCGCAUCCGAGCUCUAUGGUAAAUUGCCUCUCAACCAGUCUCAAUCACGUCCGCGGAUCCCCCGCACCCAAAUCUCUUCCCUCUCUGCCGCGCUUGAUGGCCAAUCCGUCCUCAUCCGUGCACGCGUGCACACACUUCGCGCUCAAGGAAAUAAGAUGGUUUUCUUGAACCUGCGUCAGCGCAUUGAUUCUGUGCAGGCUCUGGUGACUGUCACUCCGGAAAAGGUAUCUAAACAAAUGGUCAAGUGGGUGGCCAGCCUUGGAAGUGAGAGCAUCGUGCUCGUCGAAGGCGUCGUUAAAACCGCACCGGAAGAAAUCAAGAGUGCGACAGUGGGGGAUAUCGAAGUCCACAUCAACAAAAUCUAUCUGAUCGCGAGCGUAGAGGGACGCUUGCCCUUUUCCAUUGAUGAUGCCUCACGUCCGGACACCGAUGACGCAGAGGCACAGUUCAACCGUGUGCUUCUCGACACUCGACUCAAUAAUCGCGUUGUUGACCUGCGAACACAAACCAAUCAAGCCAUCUUCAAACUCCAGUCAUCUAUUGGCAGCCUCUUCCGAGAGUAUCUGGACGAGCGCGGUUUCACCGAGAUCCAUAGUCCCAAGCUGCAGGGCGCAGCGACGGAAUCAGGUGCCUCUGUUUUCAAGGUCAGCUACUUCAAAGGGAGCGCCUUCUUGGCGCAGUCUCCCCAGCUUGCGAAACAGAUGGCCAUCGCCGCCGACUUUGAGCGCGUGUACGAGAUCGGACCCGUCUUUCGCGCGGAAGACUCUAACACUCACCGUCACUUGACUGAGUUCAUGGGACUCGAUCUCGAGAUGACCAUCGAAGAGCACUAUCACGAGGUCAUGGAGCUGCUCGAUGGCCUGUUCAAAUCCAUGUUCAAGGGCUUGACAGAAACGUACAAGAAAGAGAUCGAGGCGGUUGGCAGGCAGUUCCCUGCAGAAGAGUUCAAGUGGAAGGAGGAGACGUUGAAGCUCACAUUCGCACAGGCGGUCGACUUGUUGGUCGAAGAUGGGGUUGACCGGGCCAUUCUCGACGAUAUCAACACUGAAAACGAAAAGAGGUUGGGAAGGCUGGUGAAGGCCAAAUACGAUACCGACUACUUUAUCAUCGACAAAUUCCCCAUGGAACUUCGUCCAUUCUACACGAUGCCCGACCCGGAAAAUCCUGCGCUUUCGAACUCCUACGACUUCUUCAUGCGCGGUGAGGAAAUUUUAUCGGGAGCACAGCGGAUUCACGACCCCGUCCUGCUUGCAGAGAAGAUGCGAAGCAAGGGCGUCGAUCCCGAGAGUAUGAAGGGGUACCUCGACGCCUUUAGGAUGGGCUGCGCGCCACAUGGCGGAGGAGGCAUCGGUCUUGAGCGGGUGCUGAUGUUGUUCUUGAAGUUGAACAACAUCCGCCGUGCCUCGCUAUUCCCGAGGGAUCCCAAGCGGUUGGAGCCGUGACGUAGAGUUGUAAUGAUGAGAAUGGAACCGAGAGAAGAAUCAAUCGUCGUUGUGUACACUCCAUGCAUGCUGUAAAUGGGCUACUGUAACUGAUGCUGAGGCCGCUUUAUAAUAGGACGAGAGCAUGAUGGUUUAGGAAAUUAACGCGAUCGACCGAGCAGAUGAACUUCCUUCGUCCAUUUACGGCGUUUCCAGGUGUCCAAAGCAUCGUACGAGUCGAAUACAAAUCAUCGCUGUUGCUUGUACCC